Molecule: messenger RNA, 756 nt
Organism: Penaeus vannamei (Pacific white shrimp)
Lineage: Eukaryota; Metazoa; Arthropoda; Malacostraca; Decapoda; Penaeidae
Source: RefSeq, a predicted model, not a curated record
AUGCGGAACACGGAACCGUCUUUGCAUAAUAUCAGCAAAAAGCAUCAGCUGGAAAAAGCUCCAUCAGCCAGUUGCAGUCACAUGCCCGAAAUGUGUCAUGAACUGCACCUACAUUUCCUAACCAAAAAUAACACUUGCGCGGUGAGUCAUCGCACGUCUGGCAUCGUCGUGGUCAACCAUAACUUCCGCAGUUAUUGUACUGGAACAUUCCGGGAUGGCUCUCGUGUGUUGUUAUUACACGGGGGACUUCUGUUUUCAUCACUGAAUAUCAGUUCCUCCCGACAGCGUGACAGUGGUCGUGGGGGGGCGGGGGGGUCGCAGCGGCCCGUGGCGAGUGUGGUCGGUCCGUUCCAGGAGGGGGAGAUGCUGGUGCUCACUUGCUUGGCACAUGGGGGUAGUCCACGCCCCUCCGUUGUGUGGUUUAGGGACACAUACCUAAUAGACUUCAACAUGGAAUCCGAAGAAACAUCCCCCGUCAUAGAACUGGCAUCACUAAAUCACACGACAGUCCCACCCGCCCCCUACGUCACAACGCUCAAUACGGGGCCCAGCCAGACCAUAGCGGAGCCCUACAAUACGCUCACUCUAGGGCCCCUCACCCGCAAUGAUCUCAAAUUGUUGUUAACUUGUGAGGCGUCCAACAACAACUUAACGAUACCUACCUCAGUGGUUGUUAUGGUCGAUAUGAACUUGACAGAAUAUUCUUCAGAUGAAUAUUUCAAUCUUUCAUCCAAUCGUAUCCAGUGUGUAGCCUAA